Messenger RNA from Nymphalis io (European peacock), 3690 nucleotides. Its product is annotated as dual specificity protein phosphatase CDC14A-like. NCBI's taxonomy places the organism in Eukaryota, Metazoa, Arthropoda, Insecta, Lepidoptera, Nymphalidae. The coding region runs from base 745 to 2877 and encodes 710 amino acids. Gene Ontology annotation, molecular function: protein serine/threonine phosphatase activity; protein tyrosine/serine/threonine phosphatase activity. The record is from RefSeq and is a predicted model, not a curated record. The transcript has 8 exons. Gene Ontology annotation, biological process: microtubule cytoskeleton organization; cilium assembly; positive regulation of cytokinesis. Gene Ontology annotation, cellular component: spindle pole; nucleolus; mitotic spindle.
UGGACAGCGGCUUCGGUGAAUAAAAUAAAAUACGUCACACUUUAAAAAGAGAUCAUUUAAAAUUUCAUUCGGUUUGAACAAGAAUUCACGACCUUGUAUUAAUACAACUAUUAUUGUGUUAUAUUGUCACGCUCGGUACUUGUUUACAUAUUGCAAAGUGAAUUACUAGUGGUCGAGCGGUAUGGUUGCAUUCUAUUUCUUUAAAAUAAAGAAGUAGAAUAUAACAAUUUUGGUUAAGUGGCACGAAGGCUCUGUGGAUUAAGUUAAAGUUGAUAUGACCUUACAUUUGAGUAAAGGAAUCGACCCACGCCGACUACUAAAGACUCCUACGCGGCGCCAAUGAUGCGAACUGCGUCGUCUCUAUCAGACUAAAAAAUUACAAUAAUGAGAAUAAAACUACACAAAAAACAAACUGUCAUAAAUUGCUAAGAUAAGUAACUUUAUAUUUACAUUAAAGUGAAAAUAAGUGCAAGCGUGAAUUCGGAAUGAUUAAUUUCGUGAUAAACGUGUGAACUUUUUUUACAUCUGUUGUAUUUUGUCAACAAUCAAGGCUAACCGUAUUAGAGCCUGUAUAAAGAAGCCGAAGACUCGGAAAAAACUGUAUCAAAUGGUAGAUUUGACACAAAAAAUGGAUACCAAUGAAUUUGUUUCCACAUAAAUUGGAUUUUUUUUUUUUCGAUUUGUGUGGUCAAGAAAUCCAUCAAAAUAAAGAAAUCAGCGGCACUCUUGUGUUACAAGACGAGAAUGGAUGAGAAUGAUGUCAUCAUAUCUUCUACAGAGAUCAUAAAAGAUAGAUUAUACUUUGCAACACUAAAAACGGGAUAUAAGCCUAAACCAACACGCAACAGCAAAUAUUUUCACAUAGAAGAUGACAUUGUGUAUGAGAAUUUUUACUUCGACUUCGGUCCCUACCACCUCUGCCAUCUCUACCAAUUCUGCAAUCGUCUCAAUGAGGAGUUGGAGAAGAAUCCGAAGAAGAAGAUCGUGUUUUAUACCAGCAACAAUGAGACGCUUAGACUCAACGCUGCUUAUCUCAUCGGAAGUUAUCAGAUAAUCUAUUUGGGCGGAUCUCCAGCCGCUGUGUACAAGCAGCUUACCGAAGUUUCGUGGUCGCUUCUGAGUUUCCGAGACGCGUCCGGUGGACCGCCUCUCUUUGACAUAUCGUUAUUGGAUGUAUUGCACGGAAUCAAAGUCGCCCAUGACGCAAAGUUCUUCGACUUCGAACAUUUUGAUGCUGAACAGUAUUUGUUUUAUGAGAAAGUGGAAAAUGGCGAUCUCAAUUGGAUAGUUCCUGCUAAAAUGCUGGCAUUUUCUGGACCUCAUCACAGAUCUCGGCUCGAUCGCGGAUAUCCCCUCCACAGUCCAGAGCAUUACCACGAAUACUUUAAGAAACAUAACGUGACAACAAUUGUUAGGCUGAACAAGAAAUCGUACGACGCUAAACAAUUUACCACCCAUGGUUUCGAGCACAGAGAAUUGUUCUUCGUCGAUGGAUCAGUUCCGUCUGAUUUAAUCGUGAACAGGUUCAUUCGUAUUGCGGAAGCAGCUAAAGGAGCUGUCGCUGUACAUUGUAAAGCUGGUCUUGGUAGAACGGGUACACUGAUCGCGUGUUACAUGAUGAAACAUCACGGAUUCACAGCGCGAGAAGCCAUCGCGUGGCUCAGAGUGUGUCGGCCUGGAUCAGUUAUUGGACACCAGCAGUGGUUUCUAGAGAACAUUCAGCCCCGCAUGCACGCUCUAGGCGAGGCGUACCGACGCCGUCUCAACAUCACCUCGUUUCCUGUGUUCACUCGCGGGAUCUACAGCGACCUGCCGCCCGAGCCCAUCAAAGCGAUAGACGACAAACCUGUUUCAUUACAAUCCAUUUUGACAAACAAAAAUGCUAACAAGUUGGAUAAUGCGAACGUCCUAAAUGCCAACGAAACGGACUCAGAAAAUAACGUCACAUCUGUGAUCGGUAAAUAUAAGACUACCGCCACGCCGAUGCUGCCCACUAAGACCGUGUUCACGCCCAAAUUGAACUACAUGAUGCCCACUAACAACAUCAGGAAUGCCAACAACACCAACCUAAAGCCCCAACCCAGAAUUUUGAACACUUCGCUCAAGUCCCACUACGCGUCGAAGACUUCGACCUUCCCGCCAACAAGAAGUGCCAAUUCUCAAGCGAAACUGACGGGGGGAGUCAAACCACCCUUCACAGGUAAGAAUAGCUUCCACGGCCAAAGAGCAAACUUGGCUCGACCAACCCUCGCCUACUCGCACAGCGGCAGUCCUGUCAAGACCUUCACGCGGAAGGCCAUGUCCGUCUCGAAGAUUACGACCAACGACUCCGCCGUAGUGACCACGCUCACCAACGUCACAUCCACUCUAUCUGCUUUGACAGAAAACUGUCAUUUGAACGGGAAAAAUCGUCUGCCGUCGGAACCGAAUCUGAAGAAUGUCGCCCAGGUGAAAACGGCCGCGAGCAACGUGACCGUUCGAAAAAAGUUAAUCGUGAGAUCGAAUUCAAUCUCACGCAAGAAACUUCCCAAGAAUCUAACGAAAAACGGACUCGAGGCGUCCCAAGAUCUCUCUUCCAGCGACACGAAUAUAACUAAUAUAUCUGCGGACUCCCUCGAUACCCCGUUCCGUUUCAGGCGGAAAAGGGACAAGUCGAAGACUCCAGAACCGAUGGAUUGUUUAUCUAAUUCCGUCAUAACCGCCGACGUUACGCCGGACAACUACGAAGAGACCAGCAACUCUCAAGGGAAUAAAUUAUACAAGAUCAAAGCGUUGCGGAAAAAGUGUCCCGCGUUUGGAGUCAGCUUGCUGAAAAAGGACGGCAUACAGACUCGGUCGAGUAGUUGCGCGAGUAGCUCGACCGUUAAGAAGAAAUGAUCUUAUAGGUGUUCAAGUGUAAUCGUUCGUAAUAGAAUUUCUAAUAGAUGUCUAGUGUGCAUAGCACGUUUACCAUAACGUUGAUGGAUUUGUUUAGAUUCUAACGGCCUUACUUAUAAACGUUGUUGUAAUAAUGCCGUCUUCUUCUUUCAAAUGUCAACUCAAUAAUAAAAGAAAGAGAGAUAUCACUGUAGAACUAUUCAGCCGCUAAACAACGUUAAUAAGUAAAGCCCUAUUACGUCUCGCGACUGAAUUAAUUUGUACUAAACUCAUAUCAAACCCUGGUAACAAGUUCUCUAUAUAGUUAAGUAUAAAUCCGAACAGAACGAUCAACUUACAUUAUGUAAACCGUACGUCCUUAGACCCCGUAAGAUGAGCCUAAAUGUUUAUAGUUAUUGUGAAAUUGUUUACAUUAUAAAAAAAAAUCUUAUUGUAGAUUGUUUAGUAUUUUUAAAUGUAACUUUUAUAAAUUAUAAUCUGUUAAAUCAUGUUAGUACUGGCAUUAGGAAAAGUGUAAAUCGGUUUUUACAUAAGACUAAAAAUACUUAACCGUUUUAGACAGUAAGAGUAAUCAUUUGUUUUUUUUUUUUUUAAUUACAAAGUGAUCGUUAUAUGCCAUUAUCGUUUUGCUUCUAUUGAGCUUCCAGUUGUUUAUAUUGAUUGAAUUUACAUACAAUAUAAUUUGUAUAUAUUAUUUAAUAAUCAAAAUAUUAUACGCAUAUCACAAAGCAGCUCAGAUUGAAAUUGUUUUCUAUUUAUUGCUUUAUUCACAUUUUAUGUACGGUUUUUUUUUUAAUAUAUUUAUGUAUCAUU